GAUGAGGUCCUGAGACAGGAAGACAAAGCUGAAGCUAUGUCUGGCCAUAUUGAUCAGUUUCUGAUAGCCACGUUCAUGCAGCUAAGACUCAUCUAUAACACACACAUGGCAGAUGAGAAACUGGAGAAGGAUGAGAUCAUCAAGUUGUACAGCUGUAUCAUUGGCAACAUGAUUUCGCUGUUUCAGAUAGAGAGUCUAGCCCGGGAGGCCUCAACUGGAGUACUGAAGGACCUGAUGCAUGGCCUCAUCACCCUAAUGCUGGAUUCUAGAAUUGAAGAUCUAGAAGAAGGACAGCAAGUGAUUCGCUCUGUGAACCUAUUGGUGGUGAAGGUUCUAGAGAAAUCAGACCAGACCAACAUUCUGAGUGCCCUACUUGUUUUGCUCCAAGACAGUCUACUAGCAACAGCCAGUUCUCCCAAAUUCUCAGAGCUUGUUAUGAAGUGUCUCUGGAGAAUGGUUCGACUCUUGCCUGAUACCAUCAACAGCAUUAAUCUGGACAGAAUUCUUCUGGAUAUACACAUUUUCAUGAAGGUCUUUCCCAAAGAGAAGCUGAAGCAGUGCAAAAGUGAAUUUCCCAUAAGGACCCUAAAGACUCUGCUGCAUACCUUAUGCAAAUUAAAAGGGCCCAAGAUCCUGGACCACCUAACAAUGAUUGACAACAAGAAUGAGUCUGAGCUGGAGGCCCACCUCUGCCGCAUGAUGAAGCACAGUAUGGACCAGACCGGGAGCAAAUCUGAUAAGGAAACAGAAAAGGGAGCAUCUCGAAUAGAUGAAAAAUCAUCCAAGGCCAAAGUGAAUGAUUUCUUAGCUGAGAUUUUUAAGAAGAUUGGCUCCAAAGAGAACACUAAAGAGGGUCUAGCAGAAUUGUAUGAAUAUAAGAAAAAAUACUCAGAUGCUGAUAUUGAACCGUUUCUAAAAAAUUCCUCACAGUUCUUCCAGAACUAUGUGGAGAGAGGCCUUCGAAUGAUUGAGAUGGAGAGGGAGGGCAAAGGCCAUAUCCCCACCUCCACAGGCAUCUCCCCUCAGAUGGAAGUCACAUGCGUCCCCACUCCCACAAGCACAGUGUCCUCCAUAGGUAAUACAAAUGGAGAAGAGGUCGGACCAUCUGUCUACCUGGAAAGGCUAAAAAUCCUCCGGCAGCGCUGUGGUCUGGACAAUACCAAGCAAGACGACCGACCUCCAUUGACGUCUUUGCUUUCCAAACCAGCAGUUCCUACCAUCGUCUCCUCCACAGACAUGCUUCACAGCAAACUCUCACAGCUCCGGGAGUCACGGGAGCAGCACCAGCAUUCAGACCUGGAUUCUAACCAGACUCACUCUUCAGGAACCAUGACCACAUCGUCCUCCUCCACAGCAAACAUUGAUGACUUGAAAAAAAGACUGGAGAGAAUAAAGAGCAGUCGCAAAUGAAGCUGC
This is a messenger RNA of Orycteropus afer afer, 1416 nucleotides long. Its product is annotated as cytoskeleton-associated protein 5-like. Gene Ontology annotation, cellular component: kinetochore; centrosome; microtubule plus-end. NCBI's taxonomy places the organism in Eukaryota, Metazoa, Chordata, Mammalia, Tubulidentata, Orycteropodidae. The record is from RefSeq and is a predicted model, not a curated record. Gene Ontology annotation, biological process: microtubule polymerization; centrosome duplication; establishment or maintenance of microtubule cytoskeleton polarity. Gene Ontology annotation, molecular function: microtubule plus end polymerase activity; microtubule plus-end binding.